AGUGGAUGAAAGUGAGGCAGGGAUCAGAGAAGGAGGAGCGACGACAGGAAGAGAUGCGCCUCAGAUUAUCAGAUGCUCCGCAGAUAUCGAGGACGAGUGGGAAGCGCAGACGUCUCCGUGUUUGCACCUUGCAGAGCUGACUGACGCGAAGAGUGUAUUGUCCAUGGAUGUUCCGGAGGGAAAGUUAUUGAAGAAGGGUUCCAUAAAAAAGAAGAUCGAGUCCCUGCGACGUUGGAGUUCAGCGAGCAUCAAGAGGCCUCCAAAGCCAAAGGCCAAAACCUUAAGCCUGUCCUCCCCUGUGGGGGACCCUGAUGACCUUUGGCUGCAGGAAGGAGACAGGAGGAAAUUGCGACCCAUCGUUGAUUCCGUGUUUGGGCAGGGGGUGUCGCCUGUAGAGAGAAGUGGGGCCCCAGUUGCCGCGGCCAUGCUCGGGGAGCUGAAAGAAGCAGGUGAGCUGGACACAGAAGAAGACGAGGACAGAGGAAGCGAGCCGGAGUUCGAUGAGCCGCUGUGUUCUCUGGUUAAGAACUGCAACAUGCUGCACAACAUAGUGGGGCCUGCGUGUAUCUUCCUCAAACAAGGCUUUGCACAGAGCCAGAUCGACCGAGACCUGCGGCCUGAAGAAAUGGAAGAGCUGCGUGAGGCAUUCAGGGAGUUUGACAAGGACAAGGAUGGCUUCAUCAGUUGCAAGGACCUUGGCGAGUGCAUGAGGACGAUGGGAUACAUGCCGACUGAGAUGGAACUGAUCGAGCUCAGCCAGCAGAUCUGUGGCGGCAGAGUAGAUUUUGAAGACUUUGUGGAGUUGAUGGGGCCAAAGAUGCUGGCUGAGACAGCAGACAUGAUUGGAGUCAAAGAGCUUCGGGAUGCCUUUAAAGAGUUUGACUCCGAUGGUGACGGUCAGAUCAGCCUUGGGGAGCUAAGAGAAGCCAUGAAGAAGCUGGUGGGCGAGCAACUCAACCACCGUGAGAUAGAUGAGAUCCUGCGUGACGUCGACCUCAACGGGGAUGGAGAGGUGGACUUUGAGGAGUUUGUGAGGAUGAUGUCUCGCUGAACAAAAGCAUAUUUGCUGCACUGAAUGAGGACUGCACUCCGUCGUCUUGUAACUCACACUUCCUUGUGCCCCGCCUUUCAGUCUCUCAGAGUGUGAGAAACCCCUCUGUACGUGUGUUUGUGUCACGUGAAUGUUUACCGUGCUAAAGGUGGUAACAUGGAAUGCAUGGCGGAUGUGAAAAAGAAAAUAGAUUGCAUUGAAGGUAACAAUUUAAACUGACACCAGCAUACAUGAUGCAUAUUGCGUGCAUAGGUCUAAACACGGUCAAAAGAAAUGCAAUGAGAGUUAUUUAAAAGCACAUGGUUAAUAAAAAUAAACACAAUUGUAUUAAUGCAAUGCUAGCAAUUUAAUUCCAGAUUUUACCCAAAUACAUGAUUGGUACUGUCAGAGAGAUAAUAAUUUUGCAAUAUGUUUAUUCCAAUGUCGUAUGCUGUGUUGUUGGACUGCAGUGCUACCCAAGUGUUUUUCCGUCAUGUUGCCUUUUUUUCCACAGGCAUUUCAAUAUUAUCUUCACUUUUAGUCGUACACAAAGUAUGCUUGUCACACAAACUACAAAAGAAAUAAAUGUGUUGGGGGUGCCACUUGUUUACAUUAUGACAAUUAACGCAAUACCUCGUUAUUUUUCCUUGGUCUGGUUGGAAGGUAUCAAUAUUGUCUCAAAUAAAUAUAUAUUUAAGUCUUUAAAGAAAUAUAUGUUCUAUUUUUACAUUUUGUGCAACGGCAUAGUGAAAUACUCGCUCUAAAUAAAAAUAAAUAACAUUAAAGCG
Messenger RNA from Nerophis ophidion (straightnose pipefish), 1818 nucleotides. RefSeq names its product calcium binding protein 2a (gene cabp2a). The coding region runs from base 164 to 1051 and encodes 295 amino acids. Gene Ontology annotation, molecular function: calcium ion binding. The record is from RefSeq and is a predicted model, not a curated record. NCBI's taxonomy places the organism in Eukaryota, Metazoa, Chordata, Actinopteri, Syngnathiformes, Syngnathidae. The transcript is spliced from 8 exons.